This is a messenger RNA of Dermochelys coriacea (leatherback sea turtle), 3699 nucleotides long. It is a transcript of the gene EIF4G2, whose product is annotated as eukaryotic translation initiation factor 4 gamma 2. NCBI's taxonomy places the organism in Eukaryota, Metazoa, Chordata, Testudines, Dermochelyidae. The transcript is spliced from 22 exons. Gene Ontology annotation, cellular component: eukaryotic translation initiation factor 4F complex. Gene Ontology annotation, molecular function: mRNA binding; translation initiation factor activity; protein binding. The record is from RefSeq and is a predicted model, not a curated record. Bases 168 to 2939 code for a protein of 923 amino acids.
AAGGAGAAAGGACUGGAGCUUGGAGGUGUGGUGAGAGAUUUGAAAGACCUGAGAAAUGAAAUAAGGGAGACCCUGCCCAGCAGGACAGGGAGACUCCCUUCCCCCCAGCAUAUAAGGACCAAGGGUAACCCCACCUAAGGGGGAUGAGGGUGUUGUAAACUGAAGUAAUGAGGCAGGAUUGGGGCCUAGAGGCCCAAUCAGAUACUCCAAGGAAGCCUAGGAGAUUUUAUACAAACUUGGUAGUCAGAGGAGAGAGAGUCCAGAUGCUAGCAGGCAGAGGUUUUUUCCCCCCACCCUGUCAAUUUAUUAUUCUUUUGAAGAUUCUUCGUUGUCAAGCCGCCAAAGUGGAGAGUGCGAUUGCAGAAGGGGGUGCUUCUCGUUUCAGUGCUUCUUCAGGCGGAGGAGGUAGUAGGGGUGCACCUCAGCACUAUCCCAAGACUGCCAGCAACAGCGAGUUCCUGGGGAAAACCCCAGGGCAAAACGCUCAGAAAUGGAUUCCUUCACGAAGCACUAGACGAGAUGACGACUCCGCAAAUGACAAAGAACGACACGAUGCAAUCUUCAGGAAAGUAAGAGGCAUACUAAAUAAACUUACUCCUGAAAAGUUUGACAAGCUAUGCCUUGAGCUCCUCAAUGUGGGUGUAGAGUCUAAGCUCAUUCUAAAAGGGAUCAUACUGCUGAUCGUAGACAAAGCCCUCGAAGAGCCGAAGUAUAGCUCCCUGUAUGCUCAACUAUGUCUGCGGCUGGCAGAAGAUGCACCCAACUUUGAUGGCCCAUCAGCAGAGUGUCAUCCAGGACAGAAGCAAAGCACAACAUUCAGACGCCUCCUAAUUUCUAAACUUCAAGAUGAAUUUGAAAACCGCACCAGAAAUGUUGAUAUCUAUGAUAAGCGUGAUGGUCCCCUUCUCCCGGAGGAGGAGGAACAGAGAGCUAUUGCCAAGAUCAAGAUGCUGGGGAACAUCAAAUUCAUUGGAGAGCUUGGCAAGCUUGAUCUUAUUCAUGAAUCUAUCCUUCAUAAGUGCAUCAAAACACUUUUGGAAAAGAAGAAGAGAGUUCAACUCAAGGAUAUGGGGGAGGAUUUGGAGUGCCUCUGUCAGAUAAUGAGGACAGUGGGACCUAGACUAGACCAUGCAAAAGCCAAGUCCUUAAUGGAUCAGUACUUUGCCCGUAUGCGCUCCUUGAUGUUAAGUAAGGAAUUGCCAGCAAGGAUUCGUUUCCUGCUGCAGGAUACUGUGGAGUUGAGAGAACACAACUGGGUUCCUCGCAAAGCUUUUCUUGACAAUGGACCAAAGACUAUCAAUCAAAUCCGUCAAGAUGCAGUAAAAGAUCUGGGAGUCUUUAUUCCUGCUCCUAUGGCUCAAGGAAUGAGAAGCGACUUUUUUCUGGAGGGACCGUUUAUGCCACCCAGGAUGAAACUUGACAGGGACCCACUUGGAGGGCUUGCUGAUAUGUUUGGACAAAUGCCAGGUAGUGGAAUUGGUACUGGUCCAGGAGUUAUUCAGGAUAGAUUUUCACCAACCAUGGGACGUCAUCGUUCAAAUCAACUUUUCAAUGGCCAUGGGGGACACCUCAUGCCUCCUGCUCAAUCCCAGUUUGGAGAUCUAGGCAAAUCUUUUUUGAAAAAUCAGAUUAGCCUGAGACCUGCUCAAUCUUUUCUAAUGAAUAAGAACCAAGUGCCAAAGCUUCAGCCCCAAAUAACUAUGAUUCCUCCCAGUGCACAACCACCACGCACUCAGACACCACCUUUGGGACAGCCGCCUCAGCUUGGUCUCAAAACAAAUCCACCACUUAUUCAAGAGAAGCCUGCAAAGAUCAGUAAAAAGCCGCCACCUUCUAAGGAAGAAUUGCUUAAACUCACUGAAGCUGUUGUGACUGACUAUCUGAACAAUGGAAAUGCAAAUGAUGCUAUCAGUGGUGUGAGAGAAAUGAGGGCUCCAAAGCCCUUCCUACCUGAGAUGUUGAGCAAAAUUAUCAUUCAAUCCCUAGACCGAUCAGAUGAAGAUAAAGAGAAAGCAAGUGCUUUGAUCAGCUUACUCAAACAGGAAGGAAUAGCCACUAGUGACAACUUCAUGCAGGCAUUCUUGAAUGUAUUAGACCAGUGUCCCAAACUGGAGGUAGACAUCCCUUUGGUGAAAUCCUACUUAGCACAGUUUGCAGCCCGUGCCAUUAUUUCAGAACUGGUGAGCAUUUCAGAACUGGCUCAACCACUGGAGAGUGGCACCCAUUUCCCCCUCUUCUUGCUUUGUCUUCAGCAGUUAGCUAAGUUACAAGACCGUGAAUGGCUAACUGAACUCUUCCAACAAAGCAAAGUCAACAUGCAGAAGAUGUUGCCAGAAAUUGAUCAGAAUAAGGAUCGUAUGCUGGAGAUCUUGGAAGGGAAAGGACUGAGUUUCUUGUUCCCACUUCUGAAACUGGAGAAGGAACUGUUGAAGCAAAUAAAAUUGGAUCCAUCCCCUCAAGCCAUCUAUAAAUGGAUUAAAGACAACAUUUCACCCAAACUUCAUGUAGAUAAGGGAUUUGUGAAUAUUUUGAUGACCAGUUUCUUGCAGUAUAUUUCAAGUGAAGUAAGCCCUCCUAAUGACGAACCAGAUUCUUCAUCUGCUCCUUCUAAAGAGCAGUUAGAACAGGAAAAACAACUGCUUCUUUCCUUCAAGCCAGUAAUGCAGAAGUUUCUUCAUGACCAUGUUGAUCUACAAGUGAGUGCUCUGUAUGCACUUCAGGUGCACUGCUACAACAACAACUUUCCAAAAGGCAUGUUACUGCGCUUUUUUGUUCAUUUCUAUGACAUGGAAAUUAUUGAAGAGGAAGCCUUUUUGGCAUGGAAAGAGGAUAUUACUCAAGAGUUUCCAGGGAAGGGCAAAGCUUUAUUCCAGGUAAACCAGUGGCUAACCUGGCUGGAAACUGCUGAAGAAGAAGAAUCUGAAGAAGAAGCUGACUAAAGAACCAGCCAAAGCCUUAAAUUUGUGCAAACACUGUUGCUAUGAUGUAACUGCAUUUGACCUAACCACUGCGAAAAUUCAUUCCGCUGUAAUGUUUCACAAUAUUUAAAGCAGAAGCGUGUCAAUAGGAUAUUCUUCUGCAUAAGGUUUUUGUAGUAUGUCUUAAUCAUAGUCUACCAUAAAAUAUUUUAGAGUAUCUUUAAUGUUUAGAUAACAGUGUAUUAGCAGCAUGCAAUAAUUACAUCAUAAGUUCUCAAGCAGAAGCAGUCUAUUGCAAGGGUUUUCUUUGCUGCCAGUUAUUAUAGGCUGUUAAGUUAGAAAACUGAAUAGCAACACUGAAUACUGUAGAAAUGCACUUUGCUCAGUGUAAUACUUGAGUCGUUGCAAUAUUUGAUUAUCCAUUUGGUUGUUACAGAGAAUCCUUAACUGUAAUCGAUGGUUGUUGCCGUAAUAGUAUAUUGCCUGUAAUUCUACCUCUAGUAAUGGGCUUUAUGUGCUAGAUUUUAAUAUCCUUGAGCCUGGGCAAGUGCACAAGUCUUUUUAAAAGAAACAUGGUUUACUUGCACAAAAACUGAUCAGUUUGGAAAGGUGCUUAAAUGCCCUUGGAAGUGGUUUUUGUGGGUGUGAAACAUAAAAUAGUGAGAAAUUGAAUUGGUCCCUCUUAUUAUAGUAUUGAAAUUAAGUCUACUUAAUUUAUCAAGACAUGUUCAUGCCCUGAUUUUAUAUACUUGUAUCUAUCAAUAAACAUUGUGAUACUUGA